GUGGCUUGAGCUUAUUGUUUACAGAAAAGCAAAGAUGUAUGGAGGAGAUUGUCAAGUUCUUUCAUCCAUGGGAGGAAGCUUAGUUCCAUCGGAUCCAAUAUUCUCGUCUCCGAUACAAAACCCUAAUCUCAGCUUCAUGACCAACAUGUCCUUCCAUCCUUUCCCCUCUUCUAUCAUUCCUAAGGAAGAGAAUCCAUUGAUGAUGAUGAUGAGAGGGAGAGAUGACGAGAUUGAGAGCCGUUCAGGUAGCGGCCACGGAGAGGGAGUUUCUGGAGACGAUCAAGAACACGAACAACGACCCAAGAAGAAACGUUAUAACCGUCACACAGUGAGACAGAUUCAAGAGAUGGAAGCGUUGUUUAAGGAAUGUCAACACCCGGAUGAUAAGCAGAGGCAGAAACUGAGCCAAGAACUAGGCCUUAAACCGCGUCAAGUUAAGUUCUGGUUUCAGAACCGGCGGACACAGAUGAAGGCACAGCAAGACCGAACUGAAAAUGUGAUGCUUAGAGCAGAGAAUGAGAACCUGAAGAACGAGAACUUUCGUCUGCAAGCGGCGUUGAGGAACAUCAUCUGCCCUAACUGUGGUGGUCCGGCGAUUCUCGGCGAGAUUUCUUUCGAUGAACAACACCUUCGCAUUGAGAAUGCAAGGCUUAAGGAUGAGCUUGAGCGUAUCUCUUGCCUGAACCAAAGAUACGGUAGCCGGCCUAUACAGGCACUGGCGCCUCCUGCACCAACUAUGUUACUGCCUUCGUUGGAUCUUGACAUGGGAAUCUACUCUAGGAAUUUCCAGGAAUCUAUUGGGAACUGCAAUGACAUAGUUGCAGUUCCAUCUAUGCCGGAGAACCCUCACAUUGCCGGAGACGGGCUGAUUAUGGAACAGGAGAAGCCGUUAGCUCUAGAUUUAGCCAUAACAGCUGUGAAUGAGCUAAUGAAGAUGUGCCAGGCUUGUGAACCUCUUUGGGUCCAAAGCAGCAAUGGUGACAAGGAAGUGCUUAACUUGGAAGAGCAUACAAAAAUGUUUCCAUGGCCUAUUGGCUUCAAGCAGCAGCAGCAGAAUGAAUUUAGGACAGAAUCUAGCCGUGGCAGUGCUCUUGUUAUAAUGAAUAGCAUUAAUUUGGUCGAUGCAUUCCUAGAUGCCAACAAAUGGAUGGAACUGUUUCCUUCAAUUGUAUCUUGGGCAAAAACUGUUCAAAUUAUAAUUUCUGGGGAUUCUGGAAAUGCGAGUGGUUCUCUUCAUCUGAUGUAUGCAGAGUUGCAGAUUCUUUCACCUUUGGUUCCUACGCGGGAGGCUUUAUUCCUUCGGUAUUGUCAUCAAAAUGUAGAAGAAGGGAUCUGGGCAAUUGUUGAUUUCACCAUUGAUAGCUUCCAUGACAAUCUACAAUCUUCUUUUCCUAAAUAUAGAAGACUACCAUCUGGCUGCAUCAUUCAGGAUAUGCCUAAUGGAUACUCAAGGGUAACAUGGGUGGAACAUGCAGAGGUAGAAGAUAAACCAGUGCAUCAGGGUUUUAAUCAAUAUGUUAAUAGUGGGAUGGCAUUUGGUGCACAGCGCUGGUUAGCAGUCUUACAGAGGCAAUGUGAGAGAUUUGCAAGCCUCAUGGCCAGAAAUAUACCUGAUCUUGGAGUUAUACCAUCUCCUGAGGCAAGGAAGAAUUUGAUGAAACUGGCCCAGAGAAUGAUAAGAACAUUUUGUGUAAACAUUAGCACCACUGGAGGUCAGUCAUGGACAGCUCUCUCAGAUUCUCCCGAAGACACUGUCCGUAUAACAACAAGGAAGAACACAGAACCUGGCCAACCCAAUGGUCUCAUUCUAAGUGCUGUCUCCACAACUUGGCUGCCAUUCCCACAUCAUCAGGUCUUCGAUCUCUUGAGGGAUGAGCACCGCAGAUCUCAGUUGGAUGUUCUCUCUAGUGGAAAUUCAUUACAUGAGGUUGCUCACAUUGCAAAUGGCUCACAUCCUGGGAAUUGCAUCUCUCUUCUUCGCAUAAAUGCACCCAGUAAUUCAUCCCAGAACGUAGAGUUGAUGCUGCAGGAGAGCUGCACUGACUCAAGUGCCAGCCUCAUCGUCUAUACUACCAUAGACGUCGAUGCCGUUCAGCUGGCAAUGAGCGGUGACGAUCCCUCAUACAUACCUGUCCUCCCUGUGGGUUUCAUAGUAAUUCCUUUACCUCCCACCAACAGCGAUGGAAAUCUUGGCAGCAACAGUAUCUCAUCGUCUGAAGAUUGCAAUGGAUCCUCUUCGGGCUGUUUACUCACUAUAGGCCUUCAGGUGUUGGCAAGCACCAUUCCAACUGCGAAACUCAAUCUCUCAAGCGUGACAGCCAUCAAUAAUCACCUCUGCAAUGCAGUUCACCAAAUCAAUUCAGUUCUUGGCAACAAUGCUUGUAAUGGUGCCAGCAGUGGCGGCGGAGGUAGCAGAAGCGGCAGUGGCCGUGGUGGCAGUGGUGGAGGUGAGCUUACCGCUGCAUCCGACUGA
Molecule: messenger RNA, 2473 nt
Organism: Telopea speciosissima
Lineage: Eukaryota; Viridiplantae; Streptophyta; Magnoliopsida; Proteales; Proteaceae
Product: homeobox-leucine zipper protein ROC3-like
Exons: 11
Coding region: 35-2473 (812 amino acids)
Biological process (GO): regulation of DNA-templated transcription
Molecular function (GO): DNA-binding transcription factor activity, RNA polymerase II-specific; lipid binding; DNA binding
Source: RefSeq, a predicted model, not a curated record